GUCACGCGGCCCGCAGUGGUCGCUCGUAGCGGCUAUCAAAGUGGCGGUUCUAUGGACGUUUUAAUUAAUCUAUGACAAUGGAAGUUAGUGCUAUGCCUCCGAUGCCUUUGGACUUCUCCAUGGUGAGGAGCGGAUCUCCAGGCCUGAGGGAUGAAUCGCCGAAACCGGUUUCCAACAGCGCUUUCAGAGUCGUCACGCCGAAAGGUGUAACAGCGAGUGAGGCUCUACGGAAUGGCAUUUGCCACUCACUGUGGGGUGCACCGAGCAUGCGAACCGAUCUUAGAACAACUCCUCCACAGCAUCACGACGUGUAUUCUACUAGAGAUGAAAUCAAAUUUGGAAUAAAUCGUUUGGUCGGAGACAAAACUGACGAAGAAGACACAGAGUCACACAAUAACGAUACAACGCGGACUGAAGAUAUUUCUCCCACCUCUCAAUGUGGCAGCCCUUGUUGGGCUCCAAGUCCUCAAUCUCCUCGAUCAGUCAGAUCAACGUCACCUGAACUUGAAGUAGAUUCACCACCAUCAUCACCGCGACGACCACCAGAUUCCUCUCCGCCGUUAAAAAGAUCGGAAGCUUUUUCAGUUAGCGCAUUACUGAGACCUGAUGCACCGCGAACACAGCCCCACAGACCUUUUCUGUACCCUCCGUUACCGUUUGCCGAAUUCCUGAGAGAUGCAGGCAGCUUGGCUUUGCCAGGAUGGGGAGGUUAUAGUAAUCUUUAUCUACACGCAGUCCAAGCCGCGGGGCCCGAAUUCUUGAGACUAAGAGCAGCUGUUCUUGGCAACCCUAGUCCAUUAUCAAGACCAUUACCAAUUGGAGAUGUGUACUCCUGUGUUAAAUGUGAAAAAAUGUUUAGCACUCCUCAUGGAUUAGAAGUGCAUGCCAGAAGAUCACAUAAUGGAAAACGGCCGUUCGCAUGUGAACUUUGUAGCAAGACAUUUGGACAUGAAAUAAGUCUGAGCCAACAUAGGGCAGUGCACAGUGUAGAAAAGGUUUUCGAAUGCAAGCAAUGUGGGAAGACUUUCAAGCGGUCGAGCACGCUAUCCACCCAUCUGUUAAUCCACUCUGACACCCGGCCCUAUCCCUGCCAGUACUGCGGCAAGAGAUUUCAUCAGAAAUCCGACAUGAAGAAGCACACCUAUAUACAUACAGGUGAAAAACCGCACAAAUGUCAAGUAUGCGGCAAAGCCUUCAGCCAAAGUUCGAACUUGAUCACCCAUUCCCGAAAACAUACCGGCUUUAAGCCCUUCGCGUGUGAGUUGUGCGGAAGAGCCUUUCAACGAAAGGUGGACUUGCGGCGGCACCGGGAGACCCAGCAUGCAGAUAUGCGGGCGCAGCAUAUGCCAGCCCAUCCGGACGUGCAUGCGAUGCAUACAGAUAUGCAUUCUGUUGCCGAACACAGAAUGGAUCUCCGACCACCUCACCCUGAUCUUCGUCAGCCUGACUACAGGACCCUCAAUACUUCUGUUCCUUCACUACAACCGCUUCCAUCUUGAAGUUCAACAGCCUUCGCGCCCUGGCGCUAAGGCUUCUAAGAGAUUUUACUUACCAAAGACAAUUACUACGUCAUAGCUACGCGAUGUGAUUGGUGAUAUAUUAUGUUAUUGCUUAAUAUUAGUAGUAGAUAAUUAUACAUUAUGCUAAGAAAGCACUUAGAGUAUUAAACCAAACGUUGACGGGUUCAAAGGGCGAUUAUAUUUAUAAAAUAUAAAAAACCUAACUCAAUAUGUGUUUCUCACAUCAUAGAUUAUUUUGAUGUGUUAAUUAUUUUGUUAAUCAGUUCAUAUAGCUGGCUCUAGACUCAUUUAAGACUUAUUUUACAAUGCGUACAUAAUUCAACUGAUAUAUAAAAAACAAAACUAAAAACUAGAAUACUUCUUGCUAUCGUAUACGCUUAGGAAUUACAUAGCAUGUGUAAAGGCAUACUUAAUAUAUUCUACAGCAACAUACAUUUAAUAAGAAAACAGGUUUAUUUGCAUCUUUUUGGUCAAUCACUUACUAAUCCUAAUAUACUUACUAAUCACGAUUAUAUGAAUAAAAGUGUAUUAAACAUCAUUCAAAUAUCAUUUAAAAAAAAGUCUCUAUACACCCCAAUUUAAGUUAAUUUAUUUUAUUAAGUAAGAAUUGAUUAAUUUCUGUGCAGUAUUACCACUUCUCCUUUUUAUGGCAAUUAAAAAUUUUACCAUAAUAUAAUCCUAAACAUGCAUACCACAAUUUUAUUCUUCACGUCCAUUUGGUUACAUACUCUAAAUGUAACAGUAAUAAAAACUUAUAAUAAGUCAGAAAAGAAUAUUAUUACUAGGUUUAAACUAUAUCUAAAAGUCACUGUUCGUUCGUUUUCAUAGAAAAGAGUAAAUAAUUAUUGAAUAUUUAUUUAAAGGAACGGCACAGAACCGUUUUUUAUCAUCACUUAAUAACGCUAACUGUUAAAAAUAACAGUUAGCGUGGUUACAACAGUUAAACGAUACUCAAUUAUAAUAUAAGUAUAUAUUUUAACAUAAUAUAAUAAUUAUAUUUAUUGGUUUUGUUAACUUUGAUAAUUUUGUUUAUUAUUCAGCGUUGUAAAAUGCAAUCUAUGUAUAUAGUAAUUAAAUUAGUUAGUUAAAAAAAAAACCGGAUUGAAUUCAUUUAUCGAAAUGAAGAGUGGUAUUGCCAAUCUCUUGUAUUCGCUCGCACUUAGGGGGAAGUAUGCUUUCCAUUUAACGGUGUUUGUUUUAAUUAAAAAAAUCGAUCUUUUUUAAAUAGUUAUAUUAUUAUCAAUGGGUUACCAAUUUAAUAAUAAUUUAAGCUUUUGACGUACAUCUGAUCUCUUAUAUCUAAGUGUAAGUAGACGUAUAUAUAGUCUAUUUCAAAUAACUGCACAUAGGAAAUGAGGUACCCACUAAUAUUAUAAUAUUAUAUUUUUAUAUAUUUAAAUAACAUUGGGUAUUUUAUAUUAUUCCAAAGACAAAACAAAAUGAAAAAUGCUUGGACUGAACAAUUCAUUCCAAAAAAAAUAUUCCAUACGUGCCAUUCCACUGUAUUACAAUGAAUAAGUAAGUAUUAUGCUUAAUCACGGGCUAGUAAAAAAAUAAGGACUCCGUGUCGUCUUACAUAAUAGUGUAACACCGAAACAAGCAGAUAAAUCGUGUAAAUACAUAGCUCCACGCUACUACAGGCCCAUAUGCGGCCAUUAUGUCGUCGUCUGUGAACGAUCAGUUUGCGUCUCAAUAAAAUAUUUUAAAAAUGCCGUCGUGCGUUGUGAAAAAGUGUAAAAACGAUAUUAUAUAAGUAUUUAUGGCCAUAUAUGAUUAUUUAAGGGAGAAAAAAUUGUGUAACUGGUAUACCCCGUAACCGCACACACACUAGCAUAAAGGUGCCUCACUUGCUAAUAUCACGGCGCGGAGUCCUUCUUAUAUUAUUGGUAUGACUACUUAUAAAAAAAUUAAAAAACGUACGCAUUGCAUUAGUGUAAAAUAGUGUUAUUUUUUACAGUUAUUAGGUUGGAUGGUUUUAACCUAUUUAUAUUGUAAUUGUAAUAACAUUCCUUUGAUUUAAGUAAUAUAAUAUAUAUUAUCAUAUAAAAACAGAAAUCUGAUUUGUUCUUUAUGUAUUUAUAAAUACUAAUUACUCAAUAUUUGUGUAGUAACAAUAUGGAACAAAUAACUAUAAGUUACUUACAACAAAUGUAACGGAAGAAUAAUUAAAAUAUUAAGCACUUAGAUUAAGGAUUGGUCUCCGCUGCGAUGCAACUAGAUACCGCACUACCUAACUACAAUAGCUUUUUUAUAACGGAAACUAUUUGAUGCUCGUGUGCGUGGCAUCUUGACACUCAAUGGCAUCUUUCAAAUUUUGUAACAUACGCUUCGCGUUAUUUUACAUUUAAAUUAAUAAAAUACAAAAUACUUACUGAUGAUAUGUGAUAAGUGUCUUUCUUAUUUCUUGUAGUAUUAUUUUUACAAAGUUUUAGAACACAACCCGACAUAUUAGUGUCAUUUAUUAGCAAAAUGUUAACAGAACAUGCGGUACGUCAACGUCACUGUACACUGUUCGAGACUGGCUUCGAGGUGGAGCGCAGCGGAGAGAAAUCCUUAAUAUAUGGUUUUCAACCAUUUUUUCUUAUCAUUCAAAUAAAAAUACAUUUGUGAAUAGCUUCUAACCCACAAUUACGCAUAUACUCAGAAAUAUACCUCUUAUUUAUAUAAUAAAAACUUGUCAUAUAUAAUAUGUUACCUAUUGCUGUAUUUGUUAAUACAAUAUGUAAAUAAUAAAAUAGCACAUCAUUACGUGAUACAAUAAGGCCGCUUAUACUUUGCACUAAAUUUAAUAUCAAACGUAUAGUACAUAAGUCUAUCAAAUAUAUAUUAAAGUUACUCUCUUAACUCUAUGAGAUAACGUCACAGAAAUUUGAAGCUAUGACAUUAACGCGUUGUUGUAAAAAUGUACAUAUGCCAGAAUUUUUUCCUAUUUAUGUUAACUUUCACCCAACAACUCUAUAAAUAUGUACGCCAAAACCAUAGAAUUACAAUAUAAAGCGUGCAAAUAGAAGAAAAAAGCGAGACAGAAAAUACUGAUUUUGAUUGAUAAAUCGUAAAAAGUCAGCCACGCUUGGAAUUAGCCCUUUAGUAUUUUGAAUAUUUAACUAGCUAAAGCACACAUUGACAAAUGAAAUUUUGUUACGCAGUAUCGGCCGUCAGGUUGUCUAUUCGCUUAUAUAUUUUAACUCUAUGGCUAGAAACGAUACAGUUUUUAGUGUCAAAAAAGACGCUGUCUAGUAUGCAAGUACAAAAAAUAUGUCAGGCGAAAAUAUCGUCAAAAUUUAUAUUAUUCAAAUACUCCAUCUAAAAAUCUUAGGGUAACUCUUUAAAGAGACUUAAAAACACAUUCCUCGCACAAAGUAAUAUUCCAAACCUUUCCAUAUCCUAUUAUUAUUAAAAUAACGUUUCGUUUUUAGUUAUUAAUACUGUUAAACGGUUUAUAUAAUAUACAUUAUUUCUCGCUGUUCUAGAAUUAUUAGUGUAAAUGACAAGUUGUCUUGAUUAAGUACAAUGUUUUAAAUUUAACUGUAUAUAGUGUAAAGUAUGUAAACAAUUCCAAAGAUUAUGUGCAAUGGUGUCAUUAUUAGUUAAGGGUUAUCACUUCAAUAAAUUGUAAUUAAAUCAAU
Molecule: messenger RNA, 5146 nt
Organism: Leptidea sinapis
Lineage: Eukaryota; Metazoa; Arthropoda; Insecta; Lepidoptera; Pieridae
Gene: sens-2
Product: zinc finger protein Gfi-1b
Exons: 6
Coding region: 72-1499 (475 amino acids)
Cellular component (GO): nucleus
Source: RefSeq, a predicted model, not a curated record